UACGUAUAAAAAAAGGUAACACUUGUUGGUUGUGUUUAUGUCAACAAUGUUCGGCCCUUUCUUCUGAUUAAUGGCUCAAUAGAUCCGACAUUAGAGACAACGCCUCUCUUGAAUGUCUUUAGCUUAAGACUGAACUCAUUGUUUAUUUAUAUAUUGAUAGACAAUGUAUGCAUCGAUAAUAAGUGCAAUCCAUUGACGAGUGACUAUCGGAGCUAAAUAUGUCAUCCAUUGCUUCAAAUAGUGUUAAUAAUAAUGUCUGUGAUUUCGAUUACACGAGAAGUCAUGGAUCUAAUUCUUACCGCAAAUGUCUUCCAUAUUCAGCCAACAGAAAUGCCAAACAUAUAUCAUAUUUGAAUAUACUAUUAGUGUUAAUAAUUACCUCAAUUCUGGUCACUUGUAUUGAGUCACUUGAGUCGGUUGGUGACCACCCGAUACCCGUCGGUAAAGUGUUUCGCUUAAAGUUUCGUCUGGAUUCUGACUAUCGACUUAAGUAUCUUAACGUAAGUCUGGCUGGAAAUGCAACACUUGUUCCCGAUUGGAUUUAUCUUAAACGUGAUACCAAUGAACUUAUAGCUGUUCCCUUCGAGAAGGGUGUCUACUUCAUUGAAGUUAACGUCAAAUAUUAUGGCAAACAGUCUUACAGUGAUAUCUUUGCAUUCAAUGUAGUCGACAGUUCUGUUUCUUCUACGGCUAAUCAAGUAAUACCAGAAAAUCGAUGCGUUAUUCGACUAAAACAAUCGUUUGAUGGCAUAUCAGAUGUCUGGCGUAUCAUUAGUUCACUAAUGCCUCACAAUUUAGUUACUAAUCAAAAUUCUAAGACAUAUGAUGACUGGUUGCUUAAGUUUACCAUUUCUCGUAAUCCCAACAAAGAAUAUCUCAUUACAUAUGACAUCGACAGCUGUGACAUCAAUAGCUAUGAUGAAGAACAUGACAGCAAUGAUAAGAUUCAUAUCAAACUUAAGAAAUUAGGUUAUGAAUUGGAUGUGGUUCGCAUCUCAAGAAGACAUUUACCCGAUGGCCAACUGUAUAGUGAAUUAAGCGAUUCUUCAUCACUAUAUAAUGAUAAUCAAGUUUACGACAAAAUCAAUUCACAUAAUCGCCGUUAUGUGAAUCCAACUCCUAUAUUAGCUCCGAGUUGGGCCACAUUAACCACUUCAACCAUUUUAUCAGAAGGCGAGGAUUCGACUCCAGACCCGGUUUCCAGAGUUCUUAUUCCUUCAAUGACUUCCCCGACAGUCAGUCUCAGUUCGGCCUCACUAUUAAUACCAUCAAUUGAUCCAUUAGAAAAUCAAAUACUUGGCAAACAUGAUGAACGACAUAAUAAAUAUAAAACUCGUUUGAUAUACACGACACCCGUAUUGGCACCCGAGAGACCAACUAUAGUCGAUUCUGAUUUAUUAACACCUAUUCUGGUCACUCCAACACCAACUUUUCAUACAAUAUCUGUGGAUUCGGCUACAAUACCAAUAGCUCCCAGUCCAUCAGUUAUUGCUGAAGUGACGGUAUCACAAAUUGAAGUAACCACUGAAAAGGAAAAACCAACGACUAGUCCACCUGAGAUUCCGAGUACUUCAGCGACUCUUCCAAAUAAAACUCCUUAUAUUAACAAAAGGAUUCGAAAAUUGGAUAUCACUUCUGGUAAAUAUUGGAAGUAUACGAUUCCUGCGGAAACUUUUGUUGAUUUUGAAGACGGGGACACACGUAAACUUAAGCUCACUUUCCUUACAUCGACAUCUGAUUCGACACAAGAACAGCCAUCAUCUGAGUUUUGGAUACAAUUCGAUCACGAAAAUCAAUAUCUUUACGCUCUACCCACUGAUGAAGAUAUCGGAAAGCAUUUGUUUAAGUUAGUGGCGGUUGACUCAAGUGGUGCUCACGUAUCAGAAACACUUGAAGUUCAUGUACGACAGCAUAUGAAAACCCGUGCCUUUACUCAUAUCUUUACCCUUUCGAGUGUGGUUUGGGAUCCUUUUCAAUUUGCUGCCACUAUUGAUGCCACGUCUUCCCUUUUAAAACGAGUGGCCACCAGAGUCUUUGACGACAAUGAUAUUAAAUCUAUUGCUGUCCAGAAAAUUGCCAAAAAUGAAAGGGACAACUCAUGGACAAUUUCAUGGACUAAUGAUACUCUUCAAUCACAUCCCUGUCCUCGAGAAACAAUCCAAUCUCUUUAUACACGUUUACAUGACUCACAUAAAAAAUAUGAUGACUCAGCUGAACCAAGUCGUCUUUUGCGACAAACAAUUGGACCAGAAUUUAGUGUCCAAAGAGUUAAUUUGAAUUUUAUAACAAAAAGCGCGUGCGGUUCGUAUGAAAUGCCAGAUAAUGAUGAAAAGAAACCAAAAGAGAACCCAGUUUUUCGAAAUCGUAUCGGAAAGUUGGGUCCAUUUAAAUUGGGUCAGGCAUUCAAAUAUAGGAUACCUGAAGAUACUGUGUUUUCUUCGGGACGACAGGUCGGUACUCGUGACUUAAUACUCAACAUUGAAGCCAUAGAACCGGCAGAAAUACCAGAAUUCAUUUAUUUUGAUUCUGAAGAACAAGAAUUGUUUGGUUUGGCUAUUAAUCAUAAAUGGAUCGGUUCUUAUGAACUUAAAUUAGUAGCUGAAGAUAAUAUAAAUGGAGGAAGUGCUUAUGAUAUAUUUUCAAUUGACAUUGUAGAUGAAAUAACAGAUCCAUCAAAACAGUAUACUUUUGAGGUACUUAUAAAUCUUAUGGCACCUCAAGGUAGGGAUACACUUAAUGCUAAGGAAAAGGUAGACAUUGUUAAUCGUAUAUCUUCGGGUAUGUUCAGUGACGGUGAUUCCAAUGCAGUUCAUGUUUUAAGCAUUAAAACGUAUCAAUACGACGGAUUAUCACCUGCUAUUAGCGAUGAUAAUUAUUUAGGUGAAGAACCGGAACCGGAUUCUCCAAAUAAAGAGCACAAUCAUCACAGUCGUCAUAAGCAUAGAGAACGUAAUACAAGAGAUACAAAUACUUUAUAUUACUUUGAAUAUAAGUGGACUAAUAGUACGAUCCAUGAAAAAGACGACAAAUGUCCGAAAGAUCUAAUCUCAGAAAAUGUAUUGAAACGGAUUUUUCAAAGAGAUUACGACAGUCUUAAGGCUCACAAAGAAGUUUUCGAACCUAACUUUGAUUUAAUUAAUGUUGAGUUCCAGCCAUUAGGUGUUUGUACGAACUUUAUGAACACUAAAACUCUUGGUGCACGUCCUGUACCAAUCACUAGUCCUCCUUCAACUAUGUGGACACCAACACAACAGCCGACUCCCCGAGAAGAUGAAGAUUUAGAUAAUGUUAUAGACAUCGAAGACUCAAAUGAAUUUCUAUUGACAACUAUCAUACCUCCGGUGGCAAUACUCAUAGCUUUGAUAUUUGCAGCUAUAGUUGGCUGUUGUUUCCAUAGAGCAAACAAACGCAGAAAAAGUAUUGAAAUCUCGUCGCGAUUGCCCACCGAUUCUGCUCUCAAUGAAAGAGAAGCAUUCCUUCAAAAAGGAAGAAUUCCUAUAAUAUUUGAGUUCGAACAACAACAGCACCAACAGCUACCACAACAGCCCCAGCAAUACAAUAUGACGCCAGUUAUUAUGCCGCCCUCACAACAGACAUCACAACAUAUUCCUCCACAACAGAUGACACCUUUACGACAGCUAAGCAGUAGUACAACGGGUACUAAGCAUACAUAUCAACCACUUCCUCAAUCUGGAAGUCAAAUGAGACGACAACCGCCUCCUUAUUAUAAAUAAUAGCAAUUAAUGAAAUAUUGAGUCAAUGAUGAGUGCCUUCUAUGCAAUACAAUUAGACUAAUGCUAUGAUUCCCAUAAAAAUAUUUAAUAUGUCAUUACAUAAUUAAAAAAUGUAGUAAAAAUAAGGAGAGGCAGCAAACAGUGGGAUUUUAUGGCACCAGACUCUGGCACUGACAUUGAUCCUCAAACUAAUUGAUUGCAAACUUCUUAAACCAUUAUCUGUAGUAAACUUUUGUUGUUUGUGUGCCUUUUGUUAAUCGUUUCCAACUCUAUGUGUGCGACACUUACAG
This is a messenger RNA of Oppia nitens, 4024 nucleotides long. RefSeq names its product dystroglycan 1-like (gene Dg). Gene Ontology annotation, molecular function: laminin binding; calcium ion binding. Gene Ontology annotation, cellular component: dystroglycan complex; dystrophin-associated glycoprotein complex; sarcolemma. The coding region runs from base 219 to 3734 and encodes 1171 amino acids. NCBI's taxonomy places the organism in Eukaryota, Metazoa, Arthropoda, Arachnida, Sarcoptiformes, Oppiidae. The transcript is spliced from 4 exons. Gene Ontology annotation, biological process: morphogenesis of an epithelium; axon guidance; muscle attachment. The record is from RefSeq and is a predicted model, not a curated record.